Messenger RNA from Anopheles arabiensis, 8117 nucleotides. It is a transcript of the gene Hmgcr, whose product is annotated as 3-hydroxy-3-methylglutaryl-coenzyme A reductase. Gene Ontology annotation, biological process: sterol biosynthetic process; coenzyme A metabolic process; isoprenoid biosynthetic process. The record is from RefSeq and is a predicted model, not a curated record. Gene Ontology annotation, molecular function: NADP binding; protein binding; hydroxymethylglutaryl-CoA reductase (NADPH) activity. The coding region runs from base 3019 to 5784 and encodes 921 amino acids. Lineage: Eukaryota; Metazoa; Arthropoda; Insecta; Diptera; Culicidae. Gene Ontology annotation, cellular component: peroxisomal membrane; endoplasmic reticulum membrane. The transcript is spliced from 6 exons.
UCUUCAAUAUUUAUCUUUAUUUGCCUGGAAAAUUUGUAGCUUUUCCAGACGGACCAAUUUUUCUGAGGUAAAAUUCACAGUCUUACUCCCUCUCGGAUGUAGAUCCAACAAGUACACACGGUGGUGAAACAAGUGGACGAAAGUGUUAACAUUAUGAUGUUUAGCAAACCGCCAAAUGAUGUGCGGAUUUCUGCGGGUGACCUGAUCAGCACGGGGUGCCUCGCCUGAGUGGUGCACCUUUUCCCCCCACACACACGCACCAAAUUUGAUGCUGCUGUGCAGCGUGUGUGUUUGUGUGUGUGGCUGUCGGUAUGUGUGCGGUGUUGGGCGGUAAAAGUUGCAAUGGAUCGGGGUGGCCAUUCAUUCGCUGGCGAUUGGAAGGAGCAGCUAUCGUGUCUCGGUAUUCAACGGUGGGUAACGCUUGGAAGGUAGCCAGCCCUGUGCCAGCCAGUUCCGCUAGUCACAAAGUGUGUCGAGUGGCGAGCGCAUCGGCUCGAGUGUAGGUGUAAUUGGAGCGAUUUUGCGGCAAUUUUCCUUACUGCUUCUACAGUCCCGUACGGCAACGUGUGCGCGAGAGAAGCAUUGUAAUCGAGAAUAAUGAGCCCCAACUCUGCUGCUCGUAAGGAAACACUUGCAGCCGUUUCCAGACUGUGAUUCGUUUUUAGUUUCAAGUGUGCGUGUGUGUCUGUGUGGGUGUAUCGAUACGAAAACAAAUUUUCCAGUCCAAAAAGGAAACGCGACAGCAGUGCCAUUCGGCCGCAAAUAGUGCAUAGCGAGAGAAAAAAAAGUUGUCCAUCAUCACCAAAUUGUGCAACCAGAACGAUUUGUGCUCCGUCUGCUCGCGAGCACAAUAAACAACAACAAAGCGCUGUCAAACGCGCUGCGCCCCGUGACAGAACCCGAUCCCGUUGCGAGCGAGAGGGAAAGGGCGAAGAUUGCAAAACCACCACUGGCGGUAGUGUGAGCAGCACAUCAGAACAGAAGUGUCAAAAGUGCAGUACUAGAAUGUAUGAAUGAAGGAACGCGAUCGCGGUCAGGCUGGUGCAAUCGAACGGGAUAGUUUGUAAAAGGAAAAAAGGGAAAAAAGAAAACACCCAAGAAAGAGUCCGCGAAUACCGGAUUGCGCAUACCGCAAAGCAGCAGUGCGAGUGUGUGCGCGAAUAAGACUGCUCCGACGGCACACUGGCAGGUUCCCCAGAAGUGCACGUGUGCUAGAUGCGAACAGGGCAAAGCCAGCAGUGCGAACAGAACGGAAAGAGAGCGAGUGCGAGUGAGAGCGCGCGAGUGUGUGAGCGUAAGCAGGCCGCAGCAACACGGCACAGCUGAGCGAAGAAAAUUGUCUGCAUAAUCGGACGGGAACAAAACACUGCCAACAGCCACCGUUACGUCCCGAGGGGCGGCCCAAUCAUCCCGAUCGGCAGCAUCUCCCACAGGAUACUGUAGUGUCCAUCCGCCCGCCGCCCAGCCCAAAGUCCUCUAGGUGUGUGUGUGUUUUUUUCGCUUUUCUCGAACCUUCCCCAGAUUGGUGUUAUAGGCACACAGGACCCCGCUCAGCCAUCCUGUUGCCGUGCUAUUGUUACCAUACCAUAGGCCCUACCCACACACGGCGCUCCAGGGCUGAUAAGCGCACCGUCAACCGCACGCAGCCAGCGAAACCGCCAUUUUUAGAGCACCGAACAAUUGUCGCCGCGCACACCUCGCCCAUCAGCCGGUAUCGUGCGAUACAUCCCCCCGCGCGUAUCGCGUCACUAUUCCUUCUCGUCUUCCGAUUGGUCGUCUUCGGCCACGGGCGGGGAACGGUCGGUACUCUGUGUGUAUAGGUGCGCGCGCGUCGCGCGCACUUGGAAAGGCCAGCCCAGGACCGGCGCGAGCAACGGGGAAGGAGAAGGGUAUCUGUGCGAGAAGAGAGCGCCAUAUCUGUAACGGCGGCACACUGCUGUCGCAUCAUCUCUGCGCCAGCGGAAAAAGGCAGAAAGGCUAAAGUUAUCGCGACCGCAGGCUCAGUUUCAUCGCAACCGUGCUACGGUGAAGAAGUGUGUUGGCCACGUUUGUCUCCGUUGCCGGGCCUUCGUCGUGAGUGUGUGUGUCUCUCUCUCGCUUUAUCUCUCUGUGUGCGUACGAGAGUGGAGUGUUGGUGGGUGCUCUGGUACGGUGUCUCUCACGUCUUGUAUCUCGAACCGUGUCAGGUACGCACGCACGCACGUACGCAGCAUGCAGUGAUCGUGUUCGGUCGUGGUUCGCGUUAAUGCACUUUGCGUUUUGGUGAGUGUGUGUGUGUGUGUGUGUGUUUUUUUUCGUUUUCAAUUCCGGAUGUAAACCACGCAUUACUACCACCCAAAAAGAGAAAGAAAAAAAUACAGUGUGCCCCGUCUAGCGACAGACCGACCGAAAGUGUGUGACCGUACGCGAGAGAAGAAAGCCGAGAAAGAGCGAAAGUUACUCGAAGACGACGAAACCAGCGUGUGCGGGCAGUGUCUGGUGUGUGCGAGUUUUCCAUUUCCGGUUCAAAGCUCAACACAGCUCCCGGUGCAUGGUCGCGCGCGCAUGCUGCUCGCCUGCGUAAGGGGUUUUCGGUUUUUUUCUGUUUCGUCCGUACGCCCGGAGUCCAAAGUCCGAUGCGCCAUGCAGAUGAGUUUCUAAUUUUACACCCCAACCGACGGCUCCGUACAGAAGGAGCGACCUGUUCGCAGCCAGCCAGCAAGCCCGCCAGCCAGCUAGGCUGCCGUUUUUUCGUGUCGGUGUGUUUUGGUUGAGAGUGUAUGAAUUGUGCGUGUGGAUACUGGUUGCCUUAGGAGGUGGUGCACAUUGUGAAACGAAAAGAGAGAGAGAUAACGACGAAGGUGAACAUAAAGCGCGCGCGCAAACGCCCCAUUUCGUCCUUUCCGUUUGCGUGACGUUGAUUUACGCCACCGGACACAGGAUUUGAAUCGAACGGCCCCCCCGUUGCAUUCCUUGCUCUGCCCGUUUGUGUGCGCGUGUGUGAAUCCAAACGAUAAAACAAAAACCAAGCAGCUUCAAAUGAUGCGGUUGGGACGAUUCUUUCGUGCGCACGGCGAGUUCUGCGCCUCCCAUCCGUGGGAGGUGAUCGUGGGCCUGGUCACGUUUACCGCCUGCAUCCUUUCGCUCGAGAAGGGUAAUGCCGAUGCACCGCAGCAGCCACCGGUGGCCGGUGACGAGCCGCUGUGCUACAGCUGGCGCUACGGCGCGAUGACGCGCUGCGAGGAAACGGAACGGAACAUGAUCGACGUCAUUCUGAUGAUGGUGGUGCGCGGUGCGGCCAUCCUGUACGUCUACUACCAUCUGUGCAAUCUGCAGCGGAUGGGGUCGCGGUACCUGCUCGGUAUCGCCGGGCUGUUCACCAUGUUCUCCAGUUUCAUCUUUUCGUCGACCGUUCUGAACUUCCUGGGCUGUCAACUUGCCGAUCUGAAAGACGCACUGUUCCUUUUCCUGCUGCUGGUCGACCUGUCCAAGGCUGGCAUACUGGCCCAGCUGGCGCUGUGCGGUGCCAGCCAGUCGGAGGUGACGAAAAACAUUGCCCACGGCAUGGAGGUGCUCGGGCCGGCCCUCACGCUCGACACGCUGGUCGAAACGCUCGUGAUCGGCGUCGGUACGCUGUCGGGGGUGCAGCGGCUCGAGCUGCUCAGUGGCUUCGCCGUGCUGUCCGCGCUGGUCAACUACAUCGUCUUCAUGACCUUCUAUCCCGCCUGCCUGUCGCUGAUACUCGAGCUGACGCACAACGGCGGGGACAACCGGGGCCAGCGCGAGAAUCUGAUCCGCGCGCUGGUAAUGCAGGAGGACAGCAAGCCGAACCCGGUGGCCCAGCGCGUCAAGCUGAUCAUGUCCAGCGGGCUGUUCGUGGUGCACGUGCUGAGCCGGUUCCCCACCCCGGACAAUGAGUCGGACGCGGCGGAACAGAUCAUUGCCGCCCAGACCCACGAGCAUCUGGCCGCGCUGAACAAGACCGAUACGGUCGUAAUCUCGGAGCUGAUUAUGCAUUGGCUCUCGUUCAGCCUGGAGCAGAUCUUCACCUACAUUCUGAUCAUCACGCUCAGCCUCAAGUUCAUCCUGUUCGAUCGGUACCAGCUGAUACAGUCGGUCGCGCAUGAGCAGGCGGCGCAGGCUGCCACCCGCCGGGAGAGCACGCACCAGAACCAGGCGGCGCCAAGCGCUCCCAUCGUCGCACCGUCGCCGCCCGUCACCUUCAGCCUGAGCGAGGCGGUCACCGUGUGCGAGGAAAAGGCGACCCAGAGCGAGCUGAGCCUGAUCGGCAAGGGCUGGCACGGGCGCAGGACGCGCAGGCACACGCUAGUGGAGCAGAGCGGCACGGAGGAGCUGAUCGGUGACGGCGCCGCGGACGACUAUCUGCUCGGCAGCGAGGAGGAGGAGGAGGAGAUCGAGGAAGCGGAACCGCGCCCGCUGGCAGAAUGCGUCCAGGUGCUGGAGGCGGACGGGCACGGCAAGCAUCUGACGGACGCGGAGCUGGAGCUGAUCGUGCGCGAGCGGGCCGCCCUCUGCCCGCUGUACAAGAUCGAAUCGGUGAUCGGGGACGCAGAGCGGGGGGUUCGGUUGCGGCGCAACAUCGUGCUGAAGAAUGCGGGCCUCAGCCCGGGGCUGCUGAAGGAUCUGCCGUUCCAGAACUACGACUACACGAAGGUGAUGAACACGUGCUGCGAGAACGUGAUCGGGUACGUGCCGAUCCCGGUCGGGUAUGCGGGACCGCUGCUGCUCGACGGCAAGCGCUACUUCGUGCCGAUGGCGACGACCGAGGGCGCCCUGGUGGCCAGCACGAACCGGGGCUGCAAGGCGCUGUCCGUGCGCGGCGUCACCAGCUUCUGCGAGGACGUCGGCAUGACGCGCGCCCCGUGCGUCCGCUUUCCGAACGUGCUGCGGGCGGCCCAGGCCAAGCGCUGGAUGGAGGCGGAGGACAACUUCAAGCGCAUCAAGCACGCGUUCGACUCGACCAGCCGGUACGCCCGGCUGCGGGACCUGCACGUCGCCAUCGACGGCCCGGUGCUGUACGUUCGCUUCCGCGCCUCCACCGGGGACGCGAUGGGCAUGAACAUGCUGUCGAAGGGGACGGAGCGGGCGCUGCGCGAGCUGCAGGCCGCCUUCCCCGACAUGGCCGUCGUGUCGCUCAGCGGCAACGUCUGCUCGGACAAGAAGCCGGCCGCGAUCAACUGGAUCAUGGGCCGGGGCAAGCGGGUCGUCUGCGAGACGGUCAUACCGGCGGCCAGCCUCGCCUCGAUACUGAAGACGAACGCCCGCACGCUGGUGCAGUGCAACAAGCUGAAGAACUGGACCGGCUCGGCGGUGGCGGGCAGCAUCGGGGGUAACAAUGCGCACGCGGCCAACAUGGUGACGGCCGUGUUUAUCGCCUGCGGCCAGGACCCGGCCCAGAACGUGACGAGCAGCAACUGCUCGACCAACAUGGAGCUGUGCGGCGAGACGGGCGAGGAUCUGUACAUCACCUGCUCGAUGCCCUCGCUCGAGGUCGGCACGCUCGGCGGCGGCACCGGACUGCCCGGCCAGAGCGCCUGCCUCAACAUGCUCGGGGUGCGCGGGGCCCAUCCGACCCAGCCGGCCGAGAACGCGAAACAGCUCGCCCGCAUCAUCUGUGCCAUCGUGAUGGCCGGCGAGCUGAGCCUGAUGUCGGCCCUGGUCACCAACGAUCUAGUCAAAAGCCAUAUGCGACACAACAGAUCCUCGGUAGCGAUAAACCCAAAUGUGCAGCCACUGGCCAGCAGCGUGAAGGAGGGCGAACCAUCGCGCCCCACAACGUCCUAACGGCUAGCCGCAACCCAUCACCACCAACACCACCAGCAGCAGCAGCAGCAGCCAGCAGAGGUGCAGAGAUGAUGACACGCGGAUCAGCAGGAUCAAGCGCACCCAUUUCGAAACGGGCACGUGCACGUCAAACGAAUCGGCAGUCAAACCCGGGGAGAGAGAGAGAGAAAAUGAUAGAACCGUAACCGAAUGGGGCGGGAGAAGAUACACUUUUAGAGGUAUAAUUUAUUUUUAUAAAGCACGACAUACGACGGCAAAGGAAAAACAAAAACUGUGCGGCGGCGACCGUCAAACCGUCGCCGCCACACGCCCCAUGUAAAUAGUACCCUUUUGGUGGUGGCAAUGAAAGCAGCAAUACGUUGGCAAAGGAGCGCAAGGGCCGACUAAGUUGGCCGCUCGAACAAACCGAAUCCGUGCAAAUCGCGCUCAGCCUUAGUGGACGGGGAAGGAUGUGCUUUGCUUGUAUUGUAUAUACCAUUCACUUAUUGUUCGCUUAACUUGUUGCUGUGGCUUAACCCGAAGCACAAACAAACAAACAAACAAACAAACAAACAAAUCGACCAACGAAAAAAAAUAAUGGAAAAUAGGAUCGUGGCUACUUACACCUGUUGGUUCGAUUACGUUUUAGUUUUAGUUUUAAGAAGCUCGUCGAUAGCUUAGCUCCCCGGCCGGGGUGGUACGCAUACACACGGCCGGGGACGACCGAAUAUAAUUCUCCUCACAAUGCUGCGAAAGCAAAUUUACAUUAAGAUUAUUCCGUCACGCCUAGAGCGAUUGACGAAUUAGGGAACGCAAUGUCACGGAAAGGUUAAACGCUUUUCCUUUUCUCCGUCGUACAUUGUUGUGCUCUAAAUAGAAGAUAUGACAGUUGAAUAGUGCUAAAUGGGAAGAGAGUAAAUCAAGGAUACAACGAAACGAGAACAGGAUUGAGCAGCUGCUAGAGAUGGAAAGUAAAGAGGUUCGUGCGGAGGAUUUGAGCAAAGCGACUAGAGACAUAGAGUGAAUUCGUUCGUUCUCUAGUUGACUGGGUAACCAGCUAAGCCACUGCGUCAAGCAGGCAAAGCUGCCAUGGUCCAUUCGCUUGCCCAUUCCUUUGCAGGAUUUGAGGAAAGUGACUAGGGAUAAAGAGUGAAUUCGUUCGUUCUCUAGUUCUCUAGGGUAAACAGCUAAGCCAUUGCGUCAAGCAGGCAAAGCUGCCAUUGUCCAUUCGCAUGCUCAUUCCUUUGCAGGAUUGAGGAAAGCGACUAGAGAUAAAGAGUGAAUUCGUUCGUUCUCUAGUUUACUGGGUAAAAGGCUAAGCCACUGCGUCAAGCAGGCAAAGCUGCCAUGGUCCAUUCGCUUGCCCAUUCCUUUGCAGGAUUGAGGAAAGCGACUAGGGAUAAAGAGUGAAAUCGUUCUUCGUUCUCUAGCAAAGCCACCGCGUCAAGCAGGCAAAGCUGCCAUGGUUCAUUCGUUUUCCUACACUCGUUCUUUGCACGUAGAGCGGGACCGAAGACAAGUGGGGCGGUCCCGUGGUACAGUCGUCAACUCGAACGACUCAAUAACAUGCCCGUUAUGGGUCCAAGCCCAGAAUGGACCGGCCCGUCCCCCCGUAGCAAGGAUUGACUAUCCGGCUACGUGGUACUGACUAAAGUCUCGAAAGCCUGUAUAGGCCGGCAUGUCCGCGUAGGACGUUACGCCAAAUAGAAGAGAAGAAUAUAAGACAAACCGGCUAAAAUCUGUAUCUUAACGGAUAUUUGGCCCUGCACACGUCUAUCACAUAUUCAGUGACCGCCCACUGGGCCCGAUGAACGGCGAAAGACAAAUGAUUGUGUAUAAGAAAAUCAACCUCAUGGUACGAAAGAUACUAUACUAAACGAUGCACGAUAACAUGGGAAUGCGGAAGCAUUAGCAACAUUCAAACAUAUUUGUUUCUGUUUACUUUAUUUUAAAUAUAAUGAUGUCUUUGCAAAACAGUUGUCGCAUCCAGUCGGUCUCCACACGUGGGUUGGUGGUUGGUGGGCUACCGUACCAAUUGGUGGUGGGUAAAAUUCAGAUGCUAAUUCCUGAAUCGUCGGUAUGAGUUGGUGAUUGCUGCUCACAGCUUCUCACAGCGCACCUAUUUGCGUAUGGUUGAAGUGAUAUCGGGGGAGCAGUACGGUAGCGUGGAGAUGUGAUAGUAGAGGCUUCCAGUUGGAUGGAAGGUCAACAAUGACUGGGUUGAAACGGGCACUAGCAGCACUCCCGCGCUUGAUGUGGAGACCGACUCUCAGAAUGUGACAACAUAUCGUAGAAUUGUAGCGAGUACUGAAGCAAAAAAUACUAAUGAAGAGUAAAGCUAGUUCAAAACCGAA